Stylophora pistillata is the source of this 2020-nucleotide messenger RNA. Its product is annotated as adenosine receptor A3. Gene Ontology annotation, molecular function: G protein-coupled receptor activity. The record is from RefSeq and is a predicted model, not a curated record. Lineage: Eukaryota; Metazoa; Cnidaria; Anthozoa; Scleractinia; Pocilloporidae. Gene Ontology annotation, cellular component: plasma membrane. Gene Ontology annotation, biological process: G protein-coupled receptor signaling pathway.
UUUCCAAAGUCGUUAGAGAAGGUCUCCACUAUACUUUAUUGAUUAAUUAUUCCGCUAGAGAGGAGACGCUUCGAUCUUAUUUUUGAGCCCGAAAGGAGAACUCGUUUGAAACUUACGCAAAUUCAAGCAUUUACGAUCGUUAGGCCUUUGAGCAUUGUUUUAAAAGCGUUUGCUCCUCAGUAUCUUCAUAGAAUUAUUACAAGAAGUGUUCUGGCGCCAUCGAUAUGUCGCCAACUGAUGAUUAUCAUGAUGUUUUGAGCGUUGUCAUGUGACUGAUGAUAACAAGGGAUCGAACGAGAACUUUCGUGUCAUUGGCGUAAUAAAUGAGGAUUCACAACCAGCUCGUGUAUUAUUCGCGUAGGUUUUAUGAUGUUAUUUGAUUCGCUCCUAUGGUUGAAGGGGCUACUCAUUCUGAAGAUUAGCCCACCAGGGAUCAACGUUGUCAGGUUUUAUUUGUACUAGAGUGAGACACGGCUUGUUACAUCCGUGGUUACGUCGUAGUCAACUGAAAAUUAAAUAAUUUCGGGAUACAUUAUUAUCUAAAAUAUUCUUAGUCGAAGCAAUAAACGAAUUCGUAACUUUCAAUUUGUUUCUGAGUAGUUGGAUCCCUUUAUUCGCUAUCUCGACGCUUUAUCUUGAUGCUUGCGUUUACGACUGUUGAUGACCAGGUUCGAAUGUUGUUACAGCAUAAAUUGUUCUUUUUAAAUUAUAAGUCACAUGACCUAAUUUUCCCGCCGCGCGUAGUCGAGGCGAAUUCGCAAUUUCGAUAAUUAAUUCUAGUUCUUUACUACACGGUCCACUGAACAUGCAAAUCAUUAUUCGUGGCCAUUGAUUUAACGCAGUCGUCGUUAAGAAGCCGAUUGAAUGUCAAUACACUUUUUACUCUCGACAAGUCAAACAACUCGCGUCCUUAUCUAGUUACAAUAAUUCUACAAAUCGAGUCACCAGCCUAAGGAUAAGAUGGCGAAUGAAACUAUCUAUGGUGGACAAAACACUGUCGAAAAUAUUUACUGUUCAUUUCCAAACACUCUCGUCGAAGACAUAGAGCUCCGAAUAACAUUUUUGUUCUUCCUUCGCUGUCUGGCAACAAAAGAUAUUUGUGUUGGACUUAUUUCAGAGCCUCUCACUGUCUGUUACUGGUUGUCCACGGUGAAAGAACGAUGGAAUAAUUGUCAUUCCUUGGUAACCGCUGUUUUCGUAAUCGCCAAUAUCUUAACGCUAUUCUCUUUGAUGACAGUGACUACAACUAUUAUCGACAGAUUUCUCGCCUUGAAGUUGGGACUCAGAUACAAACAUGUGGUAACGCUAAGACGUCUUCGUAUAACUUUAGCUGCCUUUUGGAUCGUUUCGUUCGCCAUUGCAGUAAUUUCCUUGUUGAAUUUCCCCGCAUACCUAUGGCAUGUUUAUGUUGUUACAUCAUUAUGCUUGGUAACUGCAUCAUUCGCCUUCACCAAGAUAUUCUGCACUCUUAGUGCACAUCAGAAUCAAGUACUUGGCUCUGAGCAACAGAAAACUUCGUUGAACUUAAUGCGAAUUAAGAAGGAAGUGUCCAGCGCUUUUUGGGUGAAGUUGAAUAUGAUUGUUUGUUAUCUCCCGCAUAUUAUAGUUGGUGUGGUAGCGCAAGUUUUGCAGGAUCCAAGUGAUCCUAUAUCAACAACUUUUUUUAUUACAAAGGCGUCUGCACUGACUUUAGUUUAUUUGAACUCGUCAUUAAACCCUAUUCUUUACUGUUGGAAGAUCAAAUCCAUCAGACAUGCUGUGAAAAUCAGAUUAAAAAAACUACUUUCUCUUUAGCUCUUGACGAAAUAUCGAUCUCGAUCAAUAUAUCGACACCAGCGACACAUAGUUUUAAAUAACGUCUGAGCCAUCGAAUUUGAAUAUUAAAGCACGCAUUGCCAGUCAAUAUAACAACAUGACGUAUUUCAUUCGUUGUCGUAAAGGCAUAUACCAAAAUGAUGUACGCGAUUAAUUCAUCAAAUAAAGAUACAAAAUCAACAUCAUUCGUUUCAUGUCCUCUCCA